Pipra filicauda (Wire-tailed manakin) is the source of this 3271-nucleotide messenger RNA. RefSeq names its product RAS guanyl releasing protein 3 (gene RASGRP3). The record is from RefSeq and is a predicted model, not a curated record. The transcript has 17 exons. Gene Ontology annotation, molecular function: guanyl-nucleotide exchange factor activity; calcium ion binding. The coding region runs from base 209 to 2287 and encodes 692 amino acids. Gene Ontology annotation, biological process: Ras protein signal transduction; positive regulation of GTPase activity. Gene Ontology annotation, cellular component: plasma membrane. Lineage: Eukaryota; Metazoa; Chordata; Aves; Passeriformes; Pipridae.
GCAAAUAACCUCAGCAUCUCAACACUGUGAGAAGAACCCUUUCAAAAAAGGAGUGUGCUGAAAGUUGGAUACCUAUCAAAUUAAGAUUUUUGUUGAAGUCCAACUAAGAAUGCAACCAGCAAAAUAAAGUGAAAAAUCUAGACAUCUGAAGAAGCAUCCUUCUACUUGGUGAAAAUGUCUCUUAUUUUUUGACAACUAUUAAAGGACAAUGGGGUCAAACACACUUGGGAAGUCUGCAACAUUAGAUGAGCUUUUGAACACUUGUAUUGAAAUGUUUGAUGACAAAGGAAACCAGUGCUCCAGCCAUUUGCCAAGAACCUUUCUUUUAAUGCAUCGUUGGUAUCUGCCUUCGACAGAGCUGGCUGGCAAACUCCUGUCCACAUAUAGAGAUGCCAAUGGGGAGAACUGCAACGAAUUCAGAUUGAAAAUCUGCUACUUCAUGAGAUACUGGAUUUUGGAAUUUCCUGCAGAGUUUAACUUGGAUCUUGGGCUGAUUCGUUUGACUGAAGAGUUUCGAGAAGUAGCCAGCCAGCUCGGAUAUGACGAUCACAUCCAUCUUAUUGAUAUCUCCAGCAUUCCUUCCUAUGACUGGAUGAGAAGAGUUACACAGAGGAAGAGGAUUUCCAAGAAAGGAAAAGCCUGCCUGCUGUUUGACCAUUUGGAGCCCAUUGAGCUAGCUGAACAUCUCACUUUUCUGGAGCAUAAAUCUUUUAGGAGAAUUUCUUUCACAGACUACCAAAGCUAUGUGAUCCAUGGUUGCUUGGAGAACAAUCCUACUUUGGAGAGAUCUAUUGCUUUAUUUAAUGGUAUCUCCAAAUGGGUCCAGCUCAUGGUUCUCAGCAAACCAACACCCCAGCAAAGAGGAGAAGUAAUCACAAAGUUCAUCAAUGUUGCACAGAAGCUCCUUCACCUGCAGAACUUCAACACACUGAUGGCUGUUGUGGGAGGUCUAAGCCACAGCUCUAUUUCUCGCCUGAAAGAAACUCAUUCUCAUUUGUCUUCAGAAGUCACAAAGGACUGGAACGAAAUGACAGAGCUGGUCUCUUCCAAUGGAAACUACUGCAACUACCGCAAGGCUUUUGCUGACUGUGUUGGCUUCAAAAUUCCUAUUUUAGGAGUCCAUUUGAAAGACUUGAUUGCUGUCCAUGUCAUUUUCCCUGAUUGGAUAGAUGAGAACAAAGUUAACAUAGUGAAAAUGCAGCAGCUUUCCAUCACCUUGAGUGAACUGGUUUCCCUGCAAACUGCUUCUCAUCAUUUAGAGCCUAAUAUGGAUUUAAUUAACCUGCUAACCCUGUCUCUGGACCUCUAUCACACUGAGGAUGAUAUCUACAAGCUCUCACUGGUGCUGGAACCAAGGAACUCCAAAUCUCAGCCUACCUCCCCGACGACCCCUAACAAGCCAGUAGUGCCACUGGAGUGGGCAUCUGGAGUGGUACCAAAACCUGACCCUACAGUCAUUAAUAAACACAUACGAAAACUGGUGGAUUCUGUCUUUAGGAACUAUGAUCACGACCACGAUGGUUAUAUUUCUCAGGAGGACUUUGAAAGUAUAGCUGCCAACUUUCCCUUUUUGGACUCUUUCUGUGUGCUGGACAAAGACCAAGAUGGUCUUAUAAGCAAAGAAGAAAUGAUGGCUUACUUUCUGAGAGCUAAAUCACAGUUCCAGUGUAAAAUGGGACCAGGGUUUAUUCAUAACUUUCAGGAAAUGACCUAUCUUAAACCAACUUUCUGUGAGCACUGUGCAGGAUUUCUCUGGGGUAUAAUCAAACAAGGCUACAAAUGCAAAGAUUGUGGUGCCAACUGUCAUAAGCAAUGCAGAGACCUGCUUGUGCUGGCAUGCAGGAAAUUUUCCAGAGGAACCUCAGUAGGCAGUAACCACGGCUCUCUGCCUAGCAGUCCAUCUCUGCCUCCAGUCCAAGAUGAAGUAUUUGAAUUUCCCAGUGUUGCUGCAGAACACCAGGACCUUGAUGGCAGAGCUAUAACUCUAGUCACUGGCUCUUCACGAAAAAUCUCAGUGCGGCUGCAGAGGGUGACCACCAGCCAAGCAACACAGACAGAACCACUCUGGCAUGAACCAGGCUGGAACGACUCAGGUUCCCAUACUUUCCCCAAAAUGAAGUCCAAAUUCCAUGGAAAAGCUGGGAAGAACAAAGGCUUUGCAAAGUGGGAGAACGAAAAGCCCAGCACACAGGCUGAUGUAGAGCUAGAAGCCGAGGCCCCACAACAUAUACAGGAUCACAAUGGAAUAGAAACCCUGCCAGAAACACAAGAAUCUGAGGAUAGCUGAUUGCUCACCCUGAAGAAAACUGAAGAUGACAACUGUAAUACAGCAAGCAUUGGUGGACUGUCAUAGACCACAUGUGGCCAUAAGAAGUGUUCUUAUACCUCGUACUUUUAAAUCCAACCAUUGCCUGUUUUCUUAGCUGAAAGGUGUUAUAGAGCACUAUUUAUUUUCUCAUGAGUAAACCAUUUGGAUGAACAUUGCACAGACACAGCAGAAUGGACCUCUGCACUCAGUGUUUUCUUUUGUAUGACUUCUGUGGAAACUUCCUCUACACGCCAGUGAGGAUAUAUUUGGCCCCCUUUAAGUGUACUGCAUCAUUUCGGUAUGUCUGCCAGCAACAACAAUGGUGAGGACAGAAGCCAAGCAUCUAAGUUUGUUCAAUAACACUCCUUUCCAGAGGCUUGCAACGAUAAUUUAAGGAAAGAAGUAGGUGUGUAUGUUGAUUAAAUCUCAAAUGAAAACCUUUCACAAAGUCCUCUAUACUGAAAUUCUUUGUGCACCUGGGGUUUUGAAAUUUGACCCUGUUUAUGUUGUUACAGUGAAUGCAUUUGUGUUCAGCAUAGUGACACCAGUUACCAGACUAGGGAUCCUUCAAAUAGGCAGCAUGUGGCUGAAAGGGAAGGAAUUCCAAGACACUAUGUGUUUGUCUGGUUACAUCGCAAUAGAGAGGGGUCAUCUUGCCAGCACUGGUUAUAGUAACAUGAGCAUGCAAUAAACACUUUAGUUUUAAGUGUGUGUGUGUAUAUAUGUGUAUGUGAUAGUUUUCUCUGGUUAGCAGCCUGUACAUGUUAAGACUAAAUGUACUGAAGAGCAACCUCCAAAUUAGCAGUUCGCUAAUGUAGGAUCUAGCAUCUGAAUCUAUAAUGGUCCAGGAAGCAGGUUUGAAGUUGCCUUUUGCAGAAGCAUUAAGUUAUUGAAGGAGCACAGCCUUCAUCUGGAAAAAGAGAGAAAACCAAAAUAAAACAGCCCAAAAUCAACCCUGAAAGA